AUGAUGAGCUUAACAAUAAACUAUUUUUUUGCUGCUCAACUAAUGAUAAUGAUUCAUGGACUGAUAGCAGUUGUUAUUUCGAAUAAAUUUCCUCAAAUUUUAACUCAAUCAUAUAAUCAAACAUUGAACAUAUCUGAUACAGCUAUUUUAACAUGUCAUGUAGAAAAUCUAGGCUAUCAUCAUGUAACGUGGCUUAAAUAUGAUCCCACAACAACAACAUAUUUGCCUUUGACUGUCAGUGAACAUGUAUUUAUUUCUGAUACACGUUAUUUUGUUUCGUCAUAUUCAACAUCAUCAGAUAGUUCAUAUUGGAAUUUAGAAAUAUCGAACUUAAAAUUAUCCGAUGAAGGUAUAUAUGAAUGUAAAAUAUCGAAUCGUCGUGCGAGUGCAUCAAUACAAAUUAAUCUACAAGUACAAAUACCAAUGACAAUAAAACCUUCACGGCUAUAUGUUGAACCGGGUUCAUCAGUUGAAUUAGAUUGUAUAAUUUAUAAUAUAAAUACAUCAUCAAUAACGUGGCAUUUUUCGAGUUUAAAUCAUACACAUAAAUUAAAUAUCUAUCAUUAUGAUAUUUAUGAAAAAUUUUAUAAUGAUAAAAAUACUUCGAAAUCACAAUUGAUUAUACGUCAUGCACAACCCUAUCAUUCAGGUUUAUGGACAUGUACCUAUAAACGACAACGCAGAAGUGCCAAAAUUUUUGUUCAAAAAGGAGCACUUCAGCAUCAUCAACAGCAACGCCUUAUCUCAAAUAAUCGUUCUUCUUCUUCUAUUCAAUGUACCAUGAGUUUGAUUUUAUUUGCACUUCUUGUUGGUCAUCAUAUGACUCAUAGAAUAUGA
Molecule: messenger RNA, 837 nt
Organism: Rotaria socialis
Lineage: Eukaryota; Metazoa; Rotifera; Eurotatoria; Philodinida; Philodinidae
Source: the annotation of a GenBank genome assembly